GCAAUAUGGCGGACUUUGACGGAGAAUAGUUGUGAAUAGUUCUUAGAAUUUUGGAAUUUGUACAGUUCGAGAGCAAAGAUGAAGAUCAAUAUUGAUGGCUUGCUGGUAUAUUUUCCCUAUGAUUACAUCUAUCCAGAACAAUAUUCGUACAUGUUUGAAUUGAAAAGAUCAUUAGAUGCCAAGGGUCACUGUCUUCUGGAAAUGCCAUCAGGAACUGGAAAGACAAUAUCCCUUCUGUCAUUAAUUGUUGCCUAUCUCAUGAACAAGCCAUUGGAACUCACCAAAUUGAUAUACUGUUCACGUACAGUCCCAGAAAUGGAAAAGGUUUUAGAAGAACUUAAAGUUCUACUGGAAUAUUAUGAGAAGGAGAGUGGCGUAAAACCUAAAAUUCUUGGAGUUGGUUUAAGUUCUAGGAAAAAUCUGUGCAUUCAUCCUGAGGUAAAUGUAGACAGAGAUGGUAAGAAAGUUGACUCAAAAUGUCAGACAUUAACAGCAUCUUACAUCAGAGCAAGACAUAAAAAUGAUAGCAGAGUUCCUGUGUGUUCUUUUUAUGAGGAAUUUGAAAGCUGUGGUCGCGAACAGCAAUUAGCGCCUGGAGUGUAUAACCUUCCUGACUUACAAGAGGUUGGACGCGAGAAAGGAUGGUGUCCUUAUUUCCUGGCACGAUAUGCAAUUUACUAUGCUAACGUGGUCGUCUAUAGUUACCAUUAUUUACUUGAUCCAAAAAUUGCUGACUUGGUAUCCAAAGAGCUCGCAAAGUCGUCCGUCGUUGUUUUCGAUGAAGCCCAUAACAUUGAUAAUGUGUGCAUAGAAUCUAUGAGUGUAAAUAUUACAAAAAGAACCCUCGAAAGAGCUCAUAAUAAUGUCGAGUCGCUUUCGCAAACCAUAAAUAAUUUAAAAAUGUCUGAUACAGAGAGGUUACGAGAAGAAUAUAAUCAACUUGUUGAAGGUUUAAGAGAGGCGAAUGUUGCUCGGGAGGCAGAUCAAGUUAUGGCCAAUCCAGUUUUGCCUGAUGAUAUUUUACAAGAGGCAAUUCCUGGAAAUAUUCGGAAAGCUGAACAUUUUGUUGGCUUUAUGAGAAGGUUCAUAGAAUAUUUAAAGACAAGGUUACGUAUACACCACGUGGUUUCCGAAACGCCUUUGUCCUUCUUACAACAUAUUUACCAGCAAGUUUGCAUCGAGAGAAAGCCGUUACGAUUUUGCUCGGAGAGACUUCAGUCGUUGCUGUACACAUUGGAACUGCCAGAUAUUGCAGAUUAUGGACCACUCAGACUUAUAGCUAACUUCGCAACACUUGUAAGCACUUACUCCAAAGGUUUUGUUUUGAUUAUCGAACCUUUUGAUGAUCGAACGCCGACCAUUCCAAACCCCAUUCUUCAAUUCAGCUGUAUGGACGCCUCAAUUGCAGUGAAACCGAUUUUCGACCGCUUUCAAUCGGUCGUGAUCACGUCUGGUACUCUCUCUCCAGUUGACAUGUAUCCCAAGAUGUUGGAUUUCAAUCCUGUCACCAUGGCGACAUUUACAAUGACCCUUAGCAGAACAUGUUUGUGUCCUCUGGUUGUGAGUCGGGGCAACGAUCAAGUCGUGAUUUCGUCAAAGUUUGAAACAAGAGAAGAUAUGGCUGUAAUUCGUAACUAUGGAAUCUUACUAGCGGAAUUCUCAAUGGCUGUUCCUGAUGGAAUUGUCUGCUUUUUCCCAAGCUACCAUUACAUGGAGACCGUUGUAUCUGCAUGGAACGAUCAGGGAAUAAUUGGAAAUAUUCAGAAGAAUAAGUUGUUGUUCAUCGAAACACAAGACUCUGCAGAAACAAGUCUAGCUUUAAAUAAUUACCAAAAAGCUUGUGAGAAUGGUCGUGGAGCGAUUCUUCUUUCUGUCGCUCGCGGGAAAGUCUCGGAAGGAAUAGAUUUUGAUCAUCACCUUGGCCGUGCAGUCAUAAUGUUUGGCAUUCCUUAUGUCUACACGCAGAGUAGAAUACUUAAGGCAAGAUUGGAAUACUUGAGGGAUCAAUUUAACAUCAGAGAAAAUGAUUUUUUGACAUUCGAUGCGAUGAGACAUGCCGCCCAGUGUGUAGGUCGGGCGAUCCGUGGUAAAACUGACUAUGGAGUGAUGGUGUUUGCUGAUAAAAGAUUUGCAAAGAUGGACAAACGCGGUAAACUUCCCAAAUGGAUCCAGGAGUAUGUAAAAGAUGCCGCUUGUAAUUUGACCAUCGACGAGGCCGUUCAGGUUGCGAAGCAUUUUCUACGUCAAAUGGCACAACCUUUUCGUAGGGAAGAUCAGUUAGGACUGUCGUUGUUAACUUUGGAGCAAGUUCAGUCUGAGGCUUUUCAGAAAAAGAUCCAACAAGCAGCAAUGGAGGUUUCAUGAUGAUUUACUGUUGAAUGAAAUUGCUUCCUCGGACUAAUGCCACAUGCAGCAAUCAAGAAUUGUACAUCUCUAUGUGAUGGAGAAAGUUGACUGGUGCCACGCCAUAGUUACAUGAUCCCCAUUCGUUUUCCCACAUACAUUAGUCGCCCAGUCUACCUUUUUGAGGGUCUCGUCAAACUUUUUCCAAAUCCAGCUUCAUCUGGAAUUUAAUCGGUCUACCCAGUGUAGUAUUAUGAGAUCAGUUGAUCUGAUCUAAUCUUAUAAAUGCAGCACUGGAUCAUUGAUGAUGCACAUAACAAUAUGGUUUUAUUCGUACCCUCGUGUAGUAUGGACACGAAACAUGUUUGCAACUUUACAUUGGACAAACAUUUGACCAUUAAAACAGCGUGUAUAUUUUUACCUAAAUGAAUAAAUCCCUUUUCAAAGUCAUAAUGAAAAUAUCCCAGUAUUCCCAGUAUUCGAAUCAGAGACCUAAAAGUUACGAAACAAUUGUCUUCAUGCACCACUAGACUAAGACUGAUAGGACAAAAAAAACGGCGUGGCUAUCCAUACCAGGUAUCGAAAUAGUUGGAUUCAUAACCAAGUGUGGUUAUAUUGUUUAAUGUUUGUAUAUGAGCACGAAACAUGCUUGCAACUUUACAUA
Dendronephthya gigantea is the source of this 3007-nucleotide messenger RNA. Its product is annotated as general transcription and DNA repair factor IIH helicase subunit XPD-like. Gene Ontology annotation, molecular function: ATP binding; hydrolase activity, acting on acid anhydrides, in phosphorus-containing anhydrides; damaged DNA binding. The transcript has 31 exons. Lineage: Eukaryota; Metazoa; Cnidaria; Anthozoa; Malacalcyonacea; Nephtheidae. Gene Ontology annotation, biological process: transcription by RNA polymerase II; nucleotide-excision repair; positive regulation of mitotic recombination. The record is from RefSeq and is a predicted model, not a curated record. Bases 79 to 2364 code for a protein of 761 amino acids. Gene Ontology annotation, cellular component: nucleus.